Parastagonospora nodorum SN15 is the source of this 1194-nucleotide messenger RNA. RefSeq lists its product as hypothetical. The coding region runs from base 1 to 1194 and encodes 397 amino acids. NCBI's taxonomy places the organism in Eukaryota, Fungi, Ascomycota, Dothideomycetes, Pleosporales, Phaeosphaeriaceae. The transcript has 3 exons. The record is from RefSeq and is a predicted model, not a curated record.
AUGGCCGGCCAAGUGCGACAACCAAUCGAUAUAGCCUCGUUGGAGCGCUACAUAGCUGAAAAUGUGCCUGAGAUUCAAAUCCCGCUGGAUGUCAAGCAGUUCGGAUACGGACAGUCGAACCCGACAUACCAAUUGACGGACAAGAAUGGCAAGAAGUAUGUUAUGAGGAAAAAGCCCCCGGGCCAGCUUCUUUCAAAGGUUGAUGGCGCAAUGCUGAGUUGUGUACAGACAGCACACAAGGUCGACCGCGAAUACCGUAUCCUCCACGCCCUGGAAAACACCGACGUCCCUGUACCUAAAACCUUCUGUCUGUGUCAAGAUGAUAAGAUCGUUGGUACCGAGUUCUACAUCAUGGAGUUCCUCGACGGCCGCAUCUUCGAGGACCCAGUGAUUCCAGAUGUAACGCCAGAGGAGCGAACGAAGAUGUACAUUUCCCCCUCCCACACCUCCCAUACAAACACUAACAAUCUCCCCAGGUGGCACUCCGCCAUAACAACUCUCGCGAAAUUCCACCGCGUGUCCCCCUCCUCCGUCAACCUCUCCACCUACGGCAAGCCCUCAGGCUUCUACAACCGGCAAAUCGCCACUUUCAACACCAUCUCCGAGUCGCAAGCUGCCGCUAAAGACAAAGAAACUGGCGAAACCGUCGGCAAAAUCCCCCAUCAGGAUGACAUGGUCGCCUUCUUCAAGGACGCGUCUACCCAGCCCCAAGACCGCGCCACCUUCGUCCACGGCGACUACAAAAUCGACAACGUCGUCUUCCACAAAACCGAGCCUCGCGUGAUUGGCAUCCUGGACUGGGAAAUGUCCACCAUCGGCCACCCGCUGUCCGACAUCAACAACCUCCUCUCACCCUAUUUGACUGCGUCCAGCGAGAAGGCAAAGUCCAUUGGCCGCGCACACACGGGUUUCCAGCCUGGCGCCACGCCGGGUCUGCCUACCCGCGAGCAGUUGGUCGAGUGGUACAGCGAGGUGGCGGGCUGGGAUCCGCGCCCGGAUUUCACCUGGGGCGAUGCGUUUACCACGUACAGGACUGCGGUUAUCAUGCAGGGGAUUGCGGCGCGGUAUGCGCUGAGGCAGGCGAGCAGUGAGCAGGCGAAGAGCUAUGGGCAGAUGAUGAUGCCGUAUGCGGAGAUUGCGUGGGAUUUGGUGCAGGAGUAUAAGAGGGGACAUACGGAGAAGGCGCGGUUAUAG